This is a messenger RNA of Centruroides sculpturatus (bark scorpion), 2964 nucleotides long. Its product is annotated as neuronal acetylcholine receptor subunit alpha-7-like. Bases 586 to 1821 code for a protein of 411 amino acids. The record is from RefSeq and is a predicted model, not a curated record. Gene Ontology annotation, molecular function: transmembrane signaling receptor activity; neurotransmitter receptor activity; extracellular ligand-gated monoatomic ion channel activity. The transcript has 8 exons. Gene Ontology annotation, cellular component: synapse; membrane; neuron projection. NCBI's taxonomy places the organism in Eukaryota, Metazoa, Arthropoda, Arachnida, Scorpiones, Buthidae. Gene Ontology annotation, biological process: signal transduction; monoatomic ion transmembrane transport; chemical synaptic transmission.
UCGAGGGAUUCACCUGUACUAGAAAAUUGUACAGAUACCAAUAUAUUCACCCCUUUUUUUUGUGUGUGUGUAUGUACACAAAAACUUGAUGAUAGUAAUAAUAGAGUUAAUGGAAUUUUAGUUUUCGUGUGUUAUUUACUAGUGAAGAUUUUUUUAUUACUAUUAAAUAAUAGAAAAAAACUAUUGUUACCCUAAUUAACUUAAAAUGAUAAAUCGCUAUUGUUAAACUGCGAAGGAUAAAACUAGUUCAUUACGUUAAACCUAUUCGAGUAAGGAUCUUAACCCCUUUAUGGUUGCGAAAUUCUCUCCUGGCAGGAAGUUAAUGAGAAGUUUACACAAAAGUCCUCAAGGUUAAUGGAAAAUAGUAUCCUGCUCUUGGAAGUAACUGGCCUUAGCCCCAGAGUAGAAAUUGUUGAUACAUCUGAGAUGACCUUUCCUUAUAGAAAUUCACUCUAUUUUGCCUUCGACUGCUAGAAUUCACGUUGAGAUAAACGUAACUAGCGUAUCGUAGUUACUCCCUUCAUUCUUUAAAUAAUUGAUGCCGAGGUUAUUUUCUUCGCUAUAAAGCUAUAAAGUUUAUAUAUCAUGGACGUAAGAUGUUCUUUCGCUACUAUAAUUUUAUAUUAUUUCUACAUUUUCAUCUUUCUAUACACGUACACAGAUUCAUCGGACGUUCAACAUAAAUCUAUGAUACAAAAACUUCGUAAAGAUUUACUAAAAAAUUACGAUAAAAUCGCUCGUCCCGUAUUAGAUGAUUCGAAUGCUACUACAUUAUAUUUUGGUUUAAUACCCAUUUAUCUAUCAGAAAUAAAUGAAGAGAAGAAUUAUAUGAAAUUAGAAGCUUGGUUACAAUUAGCGUGGACCGAUCAGCAUCUUGUGUGGCAACCGGAAAAUUAUUCGGGAAUUGAAUUAAUUCAUUUUGAAUCGAGCGAAAUAUGGGUACCAGAUAUAUCAAUUUAUUCCAGUAUGCCCGUGACCGAAAUUAUGCCGAAUGUCGAGACAAAAGUUCUUUCUUUUAAUGGAGGAACAAUUAUGUGGGUACCAACUAUAACAAUAUAUUCCUAUUGCGAAAUUAAAUAUAAAAAUUAUCCCAACGAUAUUCAAGAAUGUAACAUUACUUUUGGUUCGUGGACUCAUCACGGAUGGGCCUUAGAAAUGGAACUUGCAUCAAAGACAAUUAAAUUAAGUGAUUUUCAUAAUACUAAUCCACUUUGGAUGUUAAUAGACACGUCUGUAGAGAAGGAAAUUAAAAAAUAUUCUUGUUGUCCCGAACCUUAUCCCAGCAUUAUAACAACUUUUAAAUUCAAAAGAACACAUUUUUCAGAUUACGGUUCGAUAAUUUGGUGUCCUUCUUUAAUUGCUAUAAUAUUUACUUUAAUUAUGUUUUGGAUAUCUUUUAAUUUACUUUAUAAACUCAUUUUGGGAUGCACAUCAGUAAUCAUUCUAACCGUAUUGCUCCUGUAUCUUAAUGAGUUUCGUUCUUCCCCCGUUGCAACUGUUCUAUCAGCUCAAACAAUUCAUUCAACCAUAUUUAUCGUGGCUUCUGCAAUGCUGAUGGAGUUCUUCAUCAUUAGUUUGAGGUACAUUUCUGGAAGCUUUCGACCACCUUCUGCAGUUAUAUAUUGUCUGUCGGGUAUCGUUGGGAAAAUCAUGUUGAUUAAAAUUCCCAGAAAAUGUUUCGGAAUUAUUCAUAAAACAGAAGAGAAUAGAGAAUUUAUGUCCGAGAAUUACAGUGAAGAAUGGCUUCUCGUUUCUAUUGCGUUAGAAAGAAUUUGUUUUUUAAUUUAUCUUUUAGUUUUUAUUGUGCAUAAAAGUAUAUGAAUAGUACACAUCGUACAACAAUUAAAAUAUUGUAAAGUAAUAUAUAUAUAUACAGUAAAACCUGUCAAAAACGGAACCUUACGUGUUAUAAACAUUCGAUAAAUAAUGUUCUAGCAUGUUACACUUUUAAUUAAACAACUCGAAGCUUGUGUCUAUUGCUUUGUAUAUAUUGUUUUUCGUUUAAAUGGCUUUACAAUAUGCAUAAUAAUUUGUAAAACGACGUCAGAAAAGUAAACAUAAAUUACAGCUUUUUUUUUUACAAGGUAUCACGAACGUGUUUCAAACGAUAGAAAUUCUAUACAGCAUCUUUUAUAGGAUAACACUGUAGAUUUAAUCAAUAAUACUGUACUAUUAAUAAUUGAGUUUUUAUAUACAAGCAAUAAAUAUUUAAUGCUGUAAAUUCUUUAUGUAUAAUAUAGAAUUUACUUUUUUAUCGUGCAAAUCGUCCACAACCUAACCUACCCAAAUUGGAAAGAUCCCUGAAUAGACAUUUAAGUGAACACCAUGUACGAAUAAAUAAAAUUUAAAAAAUGAGUGAAGAAGUUAAGAGCGUUAUUAUAUUGCUGUUUUAUUACUAAACAAUAUAAUAAAUGAAAUAAUAUAUUUAUUAAAUUAAUAAUUUCUGUGAAAAAGAAUCAUCUGUCUCUAGUUGGAAUUUGAAAAAGGAUGAAGAUUUAAAUCAACCCAAAAAUUAUUUAUUUGGUCAUUAUUAUUUAAAUAUACAAAAUUAUUUUGUUUCUAUCUGUGUUAGAAACGUUCGUUCACAAAUUAUUAUUAUUAUUAUUAUUUUGUUUCUUUUAUAACGAAUAAUUUGAGUUGAUUACCAAGUACAGAAACAUGGUAAAAUUUCACUAUACAGUAAACACCCCGCAACUCGUACUUCGCAUAACUCCGACAGAAUGUUUCUAAAAAUUGUAGAGUAAUUUAAUAUUUCUUGACAAUAAAGAAGUAUUAUUAACGAGUGUUUUCGUUAUCUGGAAGUCUUUGCGAUACCGUGCAUUAGUCUACAUUAUUGUAGUCGGUAUGUUACUAAAGACUUUACUAUUAUGAAAUGUUUUGAACUCAUUCCCUGUAAUAAUAAAUUCAGCGGUAUAAUCUCAAUAAAACCUCUGUAUAUAGCCAAUUAUUUCUCGUUAACACCUC